Periconia digitata is the source of this 1153-nucleotide messenger RNA. The record is from the annotation of a GenBank genome assembly. NCBI's taxonomy places the organism in Eukaryota, Fungi, Ascomycota, Dothideomycetes, Pleosporales, Periconiaceae.
CACUGCCCGAUUACUCUUGAAUCCCACUUUUCUCGUUUUCCCAAGACAGGUUAUUUUGUAUAUUGUAUGAACGAUGAAGAAUUUUGUGUUUGCUUGGGCGUUUGCCACGUUGGCGACGCUGUUCUCGGGGACGGAUGCGUUGCUUCGGUUUGGAUGCGCCAAAUCGUCCAUCCAGCGUCUGGACCCUCUGGUCAACAAUGGCAUGAAUCCAUCGCCGCAUCUGCACCAGAUCAUUGGAGGCAACUCGUUCAACAUCUCCAUGGACGUUGCCAGCCAUGACCUCGUCAAGCAAUCCACGUGCACGUCGUGCCAAUUCACCGAAGACUUCUCAAACUACUGGACCGCAGUAAUCUUCUUCAAAGCCCGCAACGGCACCUACAAGCGCGUCCCGCAACGCGCGCAGCAAGGCAUGGAAGGCACCCAAGGCGGCAUGGUAGUCUACUACAUGUCGGACGCGCUCUUCGACACUUCUCAAAAGUCCACCGUGACGGCCUUCAAGCCCGGGUUCCGCAUGCUCGUGGGCAACGUCAACUACCGCACGCUCAACGAAUCCCGCGCCAACCGCCAACUCACAUACACGUGCAUGCAGAACGAAGGCACGCGCGCCCCAGAGACAAUGGACUUUCCGAAAAAGCCCUGCCCCGCGGGGAUCAUGAUAAACCACCGCUUCCCGACGUGCUGGGAUGGCGUCAAUCUCGAUUCUCCGAAUCACCAGGACCAUGUUGCGUAUCCUUCUACGGGGACGUUUGAGUCGGGCGGCCCGUGUCCCGCUACGCAUCCGAUCCGGCUACCGCAACUACUACUCGAGACGGUGUGGGAUACGAAGGCGUUCAACAAGGCUGCGGAUUGGCCUGCUGACGGGAGCCAGCCGUUUGUGUGGAGCAGUGGGGAUACGACGGGGUAUUCGACGCAUGCGGAUUAUUUGUUUGGGUGGGAGGGGGAUAGCUUGCAGAAGCAUCUUGACGGGCACACAUAUGUGAGUGCGCCGACGUUGAAGACGCAGAAUAUUGCGGCGCAGAACAAGUGUACUGUCAAGGAUAUGGUUGGGGAGGAUUACGAUAGCUGUGAGUUCCUUUUCUCCCUUUUCAUCUUGUUUUGCGGUGGAGUUGAGGGUGUUGUAGGGGCUGGUUUGAUUGUGUGUUUGUUUUGCUGA